UCUCUCUGUCUCUCUCAAAAUGCAUGAAUAAUUUUUUUUUAAAAAAGGAAUGAUGUGAUGACACAGGCUACACCGUGGAUGAACCCUGAGAACAUCAUGCAUAAGUGAAAGAAACCAGACAAUAAGACCACGCAUAUUGUAUGAUUCCAUUUGUAUGAAAUGUUCAGAACAGGCUGGUCAGUAGAGAUGGGAAGAUCAGUGGUUGCCAAGGGCUGGGGGAGUGCAGGGAAAACGGCAGGGGGUGAUGGCUAAUGGGUGCGGAUUUUCUUUUUGGGGUGAUGAAAAUGUUCGAAGAUUGACUGUCCUGAUGGUUGUUGCAUAAUGUAGUGAAGGUACUAAAGCCACUGAAUUGUACAUUUAAAUGGAUGAAUGCGGAUUAUAUCUUAAAGCAGUUACCAAAACAAACAAACAAACAAACAACCAGGGAGAGACUCUACCCAAAGCAACUCAGGAAGAAUCAGACACAUCAUAAGACACACCUCUGUGGAGAGUGAUGUUAUCCGUGUUAUUUGCUCUCGAAUCCUCAUGGGGCGCAUCUGAGACCAGAAUCCCAGGACUGUCCCAGGAAGCGUCAGGAGCUGUCACUUGUGGCCUUGCAGCAUAACUGGUGAUCUCACCUUUUCCCAGGAGUGUUUGCUUUCUGCUGACACCUGCCUUUCUCACAGAUGCACACACGAGGCUGCUUCUACAUCACCUACUGCCCCCUCCUCCAGCCCCUGAGCCUCACACCUGUUCUCACACCUGUACUGCAAAGCCAGCAGCACUUUAUUUUUAGUCCAGAUUAUACCCUAUCUGGGUCAGCCGGAGCGCAUAGCUUCAGUGGUCCUUCUGCUGGCCCUUGCCUCCAGAUGGACACCUGUCGGCUUUCAACUGGACUGUCCUCCCCCGCCACCCAGCCCGCCGCGGGUUCCCACGUUUUACAGAAUCAGCUCAAAGGUGGGGAAAGUGGGAGCUCCUCUAUCCUCUCUACAACCACUGCCAUCUGCUGGCCAAAUGGUGGUGCAGCGGACAUGGUGUCUCCUCUGCUUGCCUUUCCUUCCCGGACUUGGAGCCUGCAUUACAGAGUCCUGGAGGCCCCCGGAAGCACGCCGACCUGCCCACGUUCUUUGGUGUCCUAGCAACCAGAAGCUCUCACCUGAGCUCCGGCCAGCACAGAGGCCAUUUUCUCUCUGACCGCCAUGACCUGCAGCCUCCCUGGGCCUCUGAGGACCUGUCUGCACAGCUCGUGUAUCCCCUGAAAGCCACCACUUGUCCCUGUGGACGCCCAGAAGCCCAGCCCAGCCUCCCCUCCUUGCAGAAUGAGCUUCUCGCUCACAUUCUCUGAGCUGGUCAACAUCGCCAUCCCGCAGUGCGGGGUGGUGAACUUCAAGGCCCUGCACCUCCUGCUCCAGGGCAUCCUGGAGCACAUCCACCUGGCUGAGCUCAAGAAGGUCCUCUCGGGAGACGAGGACUUUCUCCAAACCCCGCUGGCCGCGUUCAUGCCCCGGGAAGCAGACGCCCAGCCCAUCCUGCACCCCAUGAAGAGGCUCAGCAACGUCUUUGACCACGUGGUGAGCCGCAUCGACAAGAUGGAGAGCCAGCUGGCCAUGCUGCAGGACCUGCCAUCCACUUCCCAGCUGCUGGAGGGCAGCCGGGGCAAGGGCCAGCCCGCCCAGGAUCUGUGGCACCUGAUAAAGCUCCGGAAGAUGGUGGAAAGCAAUGAAGAAGCCAUCGCAAAGUCCAUGAAGAUUCUGCAGGAUUUGCUCACUGACAUUUAUGCACUCAAGGUCUCCACUGAAACUCUCAGAAAGGAUAUGGACAAACUAAAGGACAUACUUGAAAAGAUGCACCCAGAAAGAAUGGAUACUUUCUUGGAGGAUCUGAGAGGACAGACCCAGAAGAUAAGUGUGCUGCAGCGGAAAGUGGUUUCUCUCCAGAGCAAGAUCCUCACCAUCCCCAAAGCUGAGGACAUGGUGCUCUGGAGCAGCCUCCAUGAAGCCAUGUUCAGCCCCGGAACUUUAACACAAGGAACCAGUUCACUACGGUUUGAUGAUUCGGAGCUGUUGCAGAUUGUGGAUCAGCCCCCAAAGACAGAUCAUCCCCAGACCACGGAGUACCCUGAAGCUGUUCGUCGUGUCCCGGUCUCAGGGGUCACCGAGCGCCCCAGGUUACCGGAGUCUGCCUGGCAUUACGAAAUCCUGGAGGAGCUACAGGAGGAGGAAUCUGCCCAAGCUGUUCUACUCGCCGGGGCCCAGGGGCCAGGGCAGCCUCAAGUGCCCGAGCCCGGAUCUGCGCCCGAGCCUGAGCCUGAGUCCGAGCCUGGGUCUGCGCCCGAGCCUGGGCCUGCGCCCGAGCCUGGGCCUGGGCCCGAGCCUGGGUCUGCGCCCGAGCCUGGGCCUGGGCCCGAGCCUGGGUCUGCGCCCGAGCCUCCGCCUGGGCCCACGCGGAGGCCACAGCCUAAGCCCACUCCUGCACCAGGGCCUGUGGUGGGGCCUAGUCUGACACCUGGAUUCCUACUAGCACCUGGGCCUGCCCUCAGACCUGGGGCCGCCCUUGCCCCUGAGGCUGUGUCUGGGCCUGCACCUGCCCCAGGGUUUCAGCCCACACCACCAGCAGGCUGGCGUCUUCCCAGAGGCUGGUCCAGAGCUAGCAGUUGGCCUUCCGGGGUCUCGGGCUCCUUGCAGCUUGGCCCAGACCCAUCAGGCCUCCUGCCUGCACAGUCCCAGGGAUUCAGGGCCCCCCCACCAGCCACGGAGUUUGGCUCCGCUUGGCCCUGUCCACUGUGGUCACAGUCCAGCCACGCACAGGUACAUCUGCUGCCGGCUGUCUCAGAAAAUCAAGAAGAAUAUUUAUCCCACGACAUGCCAGCUCCUCAGGCCAGGACCCCCAGGGCUGAGGACCCCAAAGCAGCACCCCCCAAGGCUCCCCCAUCUUCCCUUCAGCGGUUGAAGACCACCGCCACCAUUGCGGCUGCCGCCGCCGCCUCCUACGCAAAGGCCGCCACAUUGGCAGCCCGGCAAGCUGAGGCCGCCACCAAGGCCAUCAAAAAUGCCCCGGCCACCAAGUUGGCCACCAUAGCAACAUCCGUGGCUGCAUCUGGGCCCCUAGGGGUUUUUGCAGACAUCCUGGGCGCGGGAUCUUCCCGUGGGGCCUUGGCCUCUGUGUCCUUGGCUGAGGACACCAAGGCAGAAGACUUGCAGGGGUACAGCGAAGACUUCUAUCCCCCAUACUCUGCUGCCAGCAUCUCCCCCGGUAAGGCCUUGUCCCAGGCCAUGCUGGCUGCCCAGAAUGCCGUGACCACCGAGGACAAGAAGGAGGCUGUCAGGUACUCCAUGGGCCACAUAGCCCAGAUGCCCAUUAGACACGACUCCCUGAAAGAAGAUUUUGCACAGCUGUCGUCCAGCCUUCAGCAGCGCUUGACUUAUCUAGCUAAUCUGGGAGCCUCUUCUAAGCUCGGCACAACAGUGGAUGUACUGCAGGAAAAGAUUGGGAACCUCCAGAGAUCCAGGAUGAAGGAGGAGGAACUUGAAAGAAUUUGGGGCCACCAAAUAGAGAUAAUAAAGGAUCACCACCUCGUGCUGGACAGGGCAGUGGAAAAGCUCCAGACUCGCCUGGGUGACUUGAAGAUUGUCCAUGCUCAAAUUAAAAACCUCGAAAUGCACAAGGUGGACAAAAGUGUGAUGGAGCAGGAGCUGAAAGAGAAAGCCGACAGGAGCACCCUGGCAGGCAAGGCGAGCCGAGCUGACCUGGAGACAGUGGCGAUGGAGCUGAAUGAGAUGAUUCAGAGCAUGCUCUUCAGGGUCGUGACCCACGAGAAUGACUGGAAGAAGACUGCGGAGAAGCUGAGCAAGGACCUGAGCACCAAGCUGGCCCAUAGUGAUUUGGAUGACCUGAAGAAAGACGUGGAUGAGGUCUGGAAAACAGUCAGGAAGCUGCUGAUUGAAGGCCUCCGAUUUGACCCUGACAGUGCUGCUGGCUUUAGGAAGAAACUGUUUGAGCGGGUGAAAUGCAUCUCCUGUGACCGGCCCGUGGAGAUGAUGACCGGCCCGCAACUCAUCACCAUACGCAAAGCCCACCUCCUCUCGCGGCUGCGCCCCGCCAGUGCCAACAGCUAUGAGUACCUGCAGCGGCAACGGAUGAGGGAACACCAGCAGCUACAGCAGCUUCAGGAUCUUGAAGACCAGGACAGGAGUCUGGAUGCGCUGGGACCCCAGCAGGACUGGGGCGACGGCCCCGGCAAUGAUGCCAACCUCAAGUUCAAGUCCUAUGACUUGUCAACAUUCUACCCCUACGGGGACCCUGAGGUGUUGGACUAUGACACAGCCGAGGUGGACAUUCUGGGAGUGGACGGGAUCCUGUACAAGGGCCGAAUGAUCAACCAGGAUGGGGCACGGCCUUCGACGGGCAUGGAGAAGGAGCUGGCAGCUGUGAAGGUUCCGCAUCCCCCAACUCGAAGCCUGUGUGACCGUGAACGCCCGAGUACCUUGUUUGGUGCCAUCUACCCCCGCCUGCACCCCCGGAAGAGUGUGUGCUCAGCCACCUCGGGCUCCCAGCCUCCGAUGCCAGCUCGGCCUCCAUCGCUGCCGCCCCUGCCCCUGCUGCCACCACUGACGCCAUCCCAGGGGGACCCCCAGCAGGUCCCGCGGCCUGCCCGGCACACACGACCUCUGCGCCUCGAGUCCCGAGCCAGCACGCAGCCUGCCAACCCGACUGUGUCUAAAUGAGGCCAAGCUUUUCCUGACCCGGGUGACUUACCUGUCCCAGACACCUUGGGGGGCACCAGCUGGUGCAGUCCUGGACCCUGCACCCACCCCCGUAUCACAGAUGAGUAUUUUUGGCACGUUCUCCCCAUAAUAAAAUCUUUCACUUUUUUGACUGUGGAUGAGGGUGACUGGCCUGGCACCCCCUGCAGAGGGGGCCUUGUCUGCCCCACGUGGGUGGGUGGACCUGCUGGUCCCUACUCAGGCCCCCACCCCAAGGUCAACCUCCCAGAGCCGCUGGCCAGAACCACCCUGGCUGAGUCCCAGCAGAGAAUCAACAGCAAAGCUUCUUGCCUCUGCCACGUUUCCCACCACGGCAAAGUGUCCUGAGCCUGCCCUAGCCCUGUGUUCUGGGAAGAUCGGAGGUCUGGGGGCAGGGGUAGUGAUGUGAUUGGCCCAGGUUUGCUCAGGGAGGCCUCAGCUCUCCAGCGCCCGGCCAGGAGCUGUCCUCUUUGGGUGUUGCUCACGGGUAUGAGGUCCCCAACUUCCAUCACCUCCCACGUCAGGAAAGAGAGGUGCAGCCCGGACUCAGGCAAAGCGUCCCAUGCCAGGCUUGUCCCCUGCAGCCCUGACCCUCAGGCACCCACACAGGCAGGAUUCUCAGACCCUCCUCUCCAUCCCCGCUGGCCCCCGCAAAGCUGUCUUCCCAGCCAUUUCUCAGAUUUACAGAGGGAAUCGUGCCUGAGUUGGUUCCUGUAGCUCAGGCAUUGAGGAGUGAGGCCCAAGGAGGUCACGGUGCAACCAUUUGCCCCGACAGGCUCCUUGGUGUUUUGGAAGGUGGGGAUACCCAACAGCAGCCAGCCGGGAGCGAUGCCAGAGGAUGACAGUCCUGUCCCCCAUAGGGGUUGUGGGGGAACAAGCCAGCUUUUGGUCUGGUCCCAGAUGGGAGCUGCAGGCAGAAUCCUUGCCCCUCCCCUCUUCCAACCCCAGAGGGUGGGGCCUGCAGGGAACUGGGAGGGAAGUGCUCAGGAAGUAGCCACCCCAGGCCAGCAGGGAAAGGUGCCUGGGGAGCAGACAGAACCAAGAUGGGGUCAGCAGAGUGGGAAUCUCAGGAGGUCCUGGGUUUGGCCUCCUCCUCUGCCAGGGGGACAUGGUUCCUGGCCUGGGAUGCAGCGGCCGUGCCGGGCUGGACCAGGAGGAAGGGAACCAACCGUGCCAGUCAUGCGGGCUGGCCUGGUGUGGGGCUGCAAAAUGAGUUGGGCAGGAGGGGGAGAGAGAGGCCUCUUGCCAAGCGGAGGGUCCUGCUUUGGGGGGCUGCUGGAAAGGAGAUGCUGACUGACGACCACCCUGCACCCCCAACACAGCCCACAGCCCACCGCUGCAGGUGAAAGGGUCACUGAACAUUUCUACCUUCCAAAGACGACGAACUCCGUAACUCUAAGGUAUAAACAACCAACGAGAGCCGGUUCCCAAGGCAAGUCGCCAACAGCGGAGAGCUGAGGUGCUGGAAGGGCAGGCCUUCUGUGCAGGGACCUCCUCCACUAAAAUCAGCGCACACCGGUGUCCCUGGCUUGACCCCCGACUCGCUGCGGUUCUAGGGGCUGUAGGCAGAGAACCACCAAACCAACACACAACCGCCAGAGAAAGGCUUCUUUUCGCAGUCCCCCUCAUCUUGCUCGUGGCUUCCCCGGGAUCCACGGAAAACGACCCCACCAACACGUGCAGCUCUUAUCCCCCAGAAGAGGAGAAACGGCCCCCAAGAGCAGAGCAGAUCGCUGCCAUCGGGUUCCCAGCACCUCGUGCUGUGCCCCCGACACGCCCUCGGCCAGCCUGGGAGUGGGUCUGAGAGGACCCAGCGCCCCCCUCCCCUAAAGGAGCUGAGUUCUCCUAAGGCUCCUAUGAAACACAUAUCGCCCAAACAUAAGCUGUGGCUAAGCAACCAGAGACCUUCCCAAAGGCAGGAAUUGCAAAGAACCUCGCAUCAAGAGAUCUCCUUUUGUCCGGCACAGGCGGCCUCCCCAGCACUGGCCCCGGGAAGUAACCAGCCUCAAAGCACUCAUCUGUCCUCAGAGGAGUCCUGACGUAAAAGCCCCUCAGAGACCUCCAGGGCCGUGGCAGCCCUGCCCACUGCCGGGCUCGGGGGCCGGCCUUGGGGACAGCAUGCUUUCCUGCGGCCGGCCACAACGUGUUCUUAGAGAAACCUGGGAAGACCCUGGGAACAUCCCUUUCAUCCGAGAAUCCGAAGAACAAGCCCCUUUUUUCAGCUGUCUCAAGGAGGAGCCCUGCCUGCCCACAGAAAGCGUUUUAGCGUCUCCAUCUACCAGGUGCCCCCCUCCGUCCCCGCGGAGCAGGGCUUUUACUUCUGAAGCUCUUCCUGGUGAAAAACAAGAUCCCCUCCAGAUCCCGAUUUGGAGACAGGAACUGGACACACGUCUGUGGCCAGUGGAGGGGGCUGACUGAUGACAGGCAGGCUGGCUGGGUCCCCCCUCUGAUGGUCAGCUUCAGCCCGUUGUGACCUCGCGGGAACCCGGGCCAGCUGUUUAUUUCCAAGAUCGGCCAGAAGUGAGACUUUUUGUGCAGACUCCAGUGAUUAAAUGUCGGCAGGCCAUCCUGAGAGAGAUGGAGCAUCGUUUGAGCCAAGCUGCACAUGUCAGGGGACUAUGGGUUUGCAAAGCCCCAAAUUAGCAUGCCCAGGCGCUUUAACGGCAGACCGGAAAGAUGCACCCACUGCUCAUCACCUGGGGAGGCUAGACCAUCCCACGUGCUGCCAUGUCCACUCUUCAGGAAUGAGAUACUCGGAGCUCAAAUUGUCCUUUCAAGCACUUCAAGGAUGCAGACAGGGUUUUUUAGAGCAGAACUUUGGAAACAGUCAUUUGAGCUCAAGUCUGGCAGGCAGGUAGGGGGUGACCAUGCCCAGAAGACGCUGGGCUUUUAGGUGACAAGGCCAGGUCCAAGGAGGUGCCAAGGUGGACAGCCAAGGAUGGCUGUGUCUGUUCCCUUCCACUUAUGCACCCAGUACCUUUGCUUUUCAGCCAACUUACACUUUGAACAUGUUAAUAGACGGUUACAGACUCGUU
Felis catus (domestic cat) is the source of this 7756-nucleotide messenger RNA. RefSeq names its product chromosome E3 C16orf96 homolog (gene CE3H16orf96). NCBI's taxonomy places the organism in Eukaryota, Metazoa, Chordata, Mammalia, Carnivora, Felidae. The coding region runs from base 1299 to 4703 and encodes 1134 amino acids. The record is from RefSeq and is a predicted model, not a curated record. The transcript has 18 exons.